AUGAGUAAUUUUUUCUUCAGGACUAGAUCUACUUUAGCAUUUGCACCAAAAUAUUUAGUUUCUUAUUAUAUACUAUUUUUCAUAUAUAUGGAAGGCACAAGUUUUGCAUUUUAUUAUCAUUUUGUAAAUAUUUUAUGGCUCCUUAGUAUUGCAACUGUUCUUGGUUUUUUGCAUUUUUAUGAAAUACCAGCUAUACAAGAGUGGAAUGAAGCUUCAUUCUAUACUCCAAAAAUAUCUAGACCAAGAACCCUUUAUUUUCCGCUUACUCAACUAGAAUGGAAGGUGGAUAUUCCUUAAAUAUGGACUAUGUUUUAUCCUUUACAUGGUAGAAAAUUUUUCAAUGUUGAAAAUUUGGCAUUAGUUGACGAUAAUUAAGAUCUAUUAAAUAAUUAUUUAUAAUAGAAUGCUGCUAAUUAGUGA
Messenger RNA from Paramecium tetraurelia, 420 nucleotides. RefSeq lists its product as uncharacterized. NCBI's taxonomy places the organism in Eukaryota, Ciliophora, Oligohymenophorea, Peniculida, Parameciidae. The record is from RefSeq and is a predicted model, not a curated record. The transcript has 2 exons.